CUUCUCUCUUCUUCAAGACCUUCAACCGCGCUUUCCUUUCCCCCGCCGGCCGUCAACUCGCGCACGCGUCUCCUUCCCCUCCUCGCGUAGCUUCGCAUUACUCAAGAAAAGAAAAGAAAAAAAAAACGAAAGACUAUCUAUCGCCAAAGCCAAGAGGCGGCCGCGGCCACCAUGUCCAACCCACGCGGCGGCGGCGGCGGCGCGACAGCCCGUCUCCGGCGCACGUUCCGCUACCCGCACGACUCGGACUCGGACGCCGAGCCCGACGCCAUGGACGAGCAAGAGCAAGAAACCCUCAUCGCCAACCUCGUCGCCGAAAACACCUCCCGCAACGAGACCUUUCGCCUCGCGCUCCUCGCCCUCCCCCUGCUGUCUACCCUCCCGUACCUCAUAGCGCUCUUCCUCGCCCCCCGGCGCCAGUCCCCCCCGUCGUCCUACCCCGGUAGAGGAGAUGGCGGCGGUAGCGGCAGCAGCACGGCCUUCCUCUGCCUCCUCGGGCUCACCUCCCUCCUCGCCACCGCGUACCUCCUCCACCGCCUCCCCCCGACCGUCACUGGCAUCGCGCCCCUGGACGCUUGGUCUCGCGGAGGCGGCGUCGCCUCCUUCUCGUCCUCGUCCGCGCGUGGGCAUGGCCAUGGCUGGAGGAGCCGCGCUGGCGUGCUCGACGGCGGCGGCAGCGGUAGCGGAUCGCCCCUGGACAUGUACCUGCCAUACCUGAACCUGGUCCUCGUCGCCAUGGUGGCGCUCUUGGGCCUCGUGGCUGGGCGUGGGCCCGGGGAGUUCGGGGUGGUUGGCAUUGGCAACUUGCCCGCCCUCGUGUAUGUCGUCGUUUUGAUCGCCAAGGUCGUAAUGGGCAGCGUGGACCCGGAACGGGAGCUGUCGGCCCUCAAGUACCGGUUCAAGGGUGCCUGAGGUGCUACGAUCUUCGCGAGUCUUGCAAGGCGUUGGGGGGGGUUGGUUUUGUUCCUACGUAAAUGGCGGUCUGGCCGUGAGUGCUGCUCAUGCAUGGCAUGACGAUUCGCAACACGUACAUUAACUCUCUACUAUCAAGCCGCUGCCAUUUCAUCAUUUUGUGCUGUUGA
This is a messenger RNA of Purpureocillium takamizusanense, 1082 nucleotides long. RefSeq lists its product as uncharacterized. Bases 172 to 912 code for a protein of 246 amino acids. The record is from RefSeq and is a predicted model, not a curated record. The transcript is spliced from 2 exons. Lineage: Eukaryota; Fungi; Ascomycota; Sordariomycetes; Hypocreales; Ophiocordycipitaceae.